Medicago truncatula (barrel medic) is the source of this 3867-nucleotide messenger RNA. RefSeq names its product ethylene-overproduction protein 1. Gene Ontology annotation, molecular function: protein binding. Lineage: Eukaryota; Viridiplantae; Streptophyta; Magnoliopsida; Fabales; Fabaceae. The transcript is spliced from 4 exons. The record is from RefSeq and is a predicted model, not a curated record. Gene Ontology annotation, biological process: negative regulation of ethylene-activated signaling pathway. Bases 474 to 3332 code for a protein of 952 amino acids.
UCUCUCCUUUUAGAUAAAAAAAAAUUCCAAAACAAAUUAGAAAUAGAAAAUAAGUGCCAAAUUCACAUUCAUAUAUAUUUAGAUUUAGAUAACAAAAUAGCUGCAAAAUUACACACAGAAAACAGAGAGAGAGAGAGAGAGAGUGGCCGUUUGAACGGCCACCUCCAUCUCCACCUCAACACACCUGUUUGGCCACUCCUCCAUCUCUCUUUAUUCCUUUCCCUCCUAUUUUCUGCUUUUCCUUUUUCCUCCAAAAAAAACAUUCUCAAAAAAACAUCAUAGGAAAAAGGAAAAACAACAAUCUGGGAUAACCCCACAAAAAAAAAAAAAAAAAACAUUUUUUUCUCUUCUUCUUUCCAAUGUCACCACCACCACCUUAGAAAGAAACAAUUUUUUAAUAUUAAGUUCUUAAUUGUUGGUGUUGUUGUGAAAGUUGAAAAUUGUUCAACUAAGAGAGAAAGAAGAAGAAGAAAAUGCAGCAUAAUAUAUUUGCUACAAUGCGUAGUUUAAAGAUCAUGGAUGGUUGCAAAGGUGGUUCUCAGGUUUAUCACCACCGUUCUUCCGGUGGAGGAAGCGGUGGAAUAGGUGAAAAGCUUCUUCAACAGCUUCAUGAUCAUAUUAAAAGUCAAACAUUUAGAACCAAAUCUGUUCAUAAUUUUCAUAAUUUCCCAACACCGAAUCAGACACCGUCUGAGGUUGUUGCUGAAGGAUCUCUUUUGCCUUAUGGGCUGCCCAUGACAGAGCUUUUAGAGCCGAAGAUUGAGCCGGUUUUGAGACCGGUUGAUUUUGUAGAAAGGUUGGCUGGAUUGCAUAAUAAGAUUGAGAAUUGUUUGGAUGUUGAGAGGUCUGAGGUUUAUUUGGAGCAUUGUUCGAUUUUUAAGGGAUUGUCUGAUGUGAAAUUGUUUCGCAGGAGUCUAAGGUCAGCACGACAACAUGCUGUGGAUGUCCACAGCAAAAUCGUGCUGGCCUCAUGGCUCAGGUAUGAUAGGAGGGAGGAUGAGCUGAUUGGCUCGUCCUCGAUGGAUUGUUGUGGAAGGAAUAUUGAAUGUCCUAAGGCUACUUUGGUUGCUAAUGGGUAUGAUCCAGAAUUGGUUUAUGAUCCUUGUAGUUGUCUACGUGAUUGUGAUGAGGAGGAGGAGGAUUUUAUGAUGUUUGAUGAUCAACAAUGCUCUACCCCGGAUGAGGAUGAUGGAGGGUGGGAUAUAUCGUUUUGUAUCGGUGAUGAUGAAAUUAGGUGUGGUAGGUUCAAUAUGGCUUCGCUUUCGAGGCCGUUUAAGACAAUGUUGUAUGGUGGAUUCAUAGAAUCACGGAGAGGGACAAUAAAUUUUUCAAGGAAUGGGUUUUCUGUAGAGGCAAUGAAGGCUGCCGAGGUUUUUAGUAGGACUAAAAGUUUGACCACGAUUGAGCCUAAUGUGGUUUUGGAGUUGUUGUCUUUGGCGAACCGGUUUUGUUGCGAGGAGAUGAAAUGUGCUUGCGACACAUAUUUGGCGUCGCUGGUUUCUGACAUGGAAGAUGCCUUGUUGCUCAUUGAGUAUGGACUUGAGGAGACUGCGUAUCUUUUGGUUGCGGCUUGCUUGCAGGUGGUUUUGAGGGAGCUACCUGCUUCGUUGCAGUGUUCGGGUUUUGCGAAAUUGUUUUGUAGUCCAGAGGGUAGGGAUAGGCUUGCUGCGGCAGGGCAUGCGUCGUUUGUUCUGUAUUAUUUCUUGAGUCAAGUUGCAAUGGAGGAAGAGAUGAGGUCGAACAUAACCGUGAUGCUCGUGGAGAGAUUAGUAGAGUGCGCAAAAGACGGAUGGGAGAAACAACUUGCAUUUCACCAAUUUGGUGUUGUUAUGUUUGAGAGAAAAGAAUACAAAGAUGCACAACAUUGGUUUGAGGUAGCCGUGGAGGCAGGGCAUGUUUAUUCGUUAGUCGGAGUUGCAAGGGCCAAAUAUAGACGCGGUCAUACAUAUGCGGCAUAUAAGAUUAUGAACUCGCUAAUUAAUGACCAUAAACCUGUUGGAUGGAUGUAUCAGGAAAGAUCUUUGUAUUGUUUUGGGAAGGAGAAAAUGAUGGACUUAAUCUCUGCGACCGAAUUAGAUCCAACGCUUUCGUUUCCUUACAAAUACCGAGCUGUUUCUUUGCUGGAGGAGAGCAGAAUUGGACCUGCCAUUGCAGAAAUAAACAAAUUAAUCGGUUUCAAACUUUCUCCUGACUGUCUGGAAUUGAGGGCUUGGUUCUUGAUUGCCAUGGAGGAGUACGAAGGAGCACUAAGAGAUGUUCGGGCAAUUUUGACAUUGGAUCCAAAUUAUAUGAUGUUCUAUGGAAAUAUGCAUGGUAAUCACUUGGUAGAACUACUCAGUCCUGUUGUUCAGCAGUGCAAUCUGGCUGAUUGCUGGAUGCAGUUGUACGACCGAUGGUCCUCUGUCGAUGACAUUGGUUCGUUGGCUGUUGUACACCAGAUGUUAGAAAAUGAUCCAGGGAAAAGUCUCUUGCGUUUUCGGCAAUCUCUCCUUUUGUUACGGCUAAAUUGUCAAAAAGCAGCCAUGCGUAGUUUGCGUCUGGCUAGAAAUCAUUCUACUUCUGACCAUGAAAGGCUUGUAUAUGAAGGAUGGAUACUGUAUGACACCGGUCAUCGUGAAGCAGCAUUAGAAAAGGCGGAGGAGUCAAUUUCUAUUCAAAGAUCAUUUGAAGCUUACUUUCUCAAAGCUUAUGCAUUAGCUGACACAAAUCUCGAUUCUGAGUCUUCAGAGUAUGUUAUCCAUCUCUUGGAGGAAGCUCUUAGAUGUCCUUCAGAUGGUCUUCGUAAAGGGCAAGCACUAAAUAAUCUUGGGAGUGUGUAUGUAGAUUGUGAUAAGCUGGACCUUGCAGCUGACUGCUACAUGAAUGCACUCAACAUCAAGCAUACACGAGCCCAUCAGGGGUUGGCGCGUGUAUAUCAUCUUAAAAGACAGAGCAAAGAUGCAUAUGAUGAGAUGACAAAGCUAAUAGAAAAGGCUUGGAACAAUGCAUCGGCUUAUGAGAAACGGUCGGAGUAUUGUGGUCGUGACAUGGCAAAGAGUGAUCUUAGUAUGUCAACACAUUUGGAUCCUCUAAGGACUUAUCCUUACAGAUAUAGGGCAGCAGUUUUAAUGGAUGAUCAUAAAGAAGCUGAAGCAAUCGAAGAGCUUUCAAGAGCCAUUGAAUUUAAGCCAGAUCUUCAACUCUUAAAUCUUAGAGCAGCCUUUUACCAUUCAAUAAAUGAUUUCGCUUCUUCCAUCCGAGACUGCGAAGCAGCCCUUUGUCUUGAUCCAGGCAACGCCGAGACGCUGGAGACUUAUAACAAAGCACAGGAGGAUAUUAAGAAACAAAAGUGAAAGAAUCAGAGAUUAGAAAGAAUACAUGUUUUUCCCAAGUGUUCCCUGUGGACACAAGGCUAUUCUUGCCAACAUGUACUUUUUCAAAAAACAUGAAGGACCAGUAAAUCAUCAGUGCUAUUUAUAUGUUUUAGCUUUUGUCUCAAGCAAAAGGUAUGGUCCAUAAUUUUCAACUGACCUUGUGGAAGCAGAAUUUCAGAAAGGAAAAGUUAGAAAGCUCAUUUGGGUUGACACAGAAAGGGAAAGUAGAGGAGCAGGAUUUCUUGUAAAUAUAUGUAACUAUGGCUAGUGCACAGAAUCGCAGCUAUUAUGCUACAACAGCUCAAAAAUAGCGAGGAGAGUUCCUUUGUUAGAAAAAACAUGUAUAUGAAAAUUCAAUUUAUGUAAGUCCAAGAUUUAGAUCUUUACUACCAUUGUAUUUUUGGCUGAGCAUUUGUUAAUACGCAUUGUGUUGUAACAUUUUGUCACUUCUCUGUUGUAUAAAACACAAUUUCCCCUGGUGAAUGUAUGUUUGUGAUCAGUUCUUUUUGGUGAA